AUGGCAUCCUGCUUGUGUGAAUUGUAUAUAUGGUCUUUGAGAAACCUUUAUGCUAUCCCGGACAGUGUCAUAGGAUGUCACAGUUAUCAUGAUAAAGGUGAACUAGUAAAUAGUAAAGAACAACCAUAUUUUGAAGAAAAGCAGCAGUAUGUUGAGUCAAGAGAUUUGGUCUGGUCACCCAGAAAUAAAAGGCCAGAGAAACUGAAGGAUAACUUAAAGGAAGUUGAAGAUUUAAUGAGUCAGUAUCAUUGUAUUGACAUAAGAUGGAAAACAAAACACAUACUUCAAGUAAUCUUGAAUAAUGGUUGUGUCAUAUCAUUCGUUAUUACACAAACUUCAGGAGAUGUUGAAAAGAUUUUAUUGGACAAGUCAAUGAUUGGCAAAUUCUCCUCCCAUACAUUGUGCUGUUCUAAACUGACUGACCAAUUUAUGGUUGCUUCAUUUCCUGAUACUAGUAAGAUUGACUAUGUUUACUUCACAAAGCGACCAUCUUUGGCUGAGGCUGCAGUAAGGUUAGAUAAGUUAGCUAGUUGGGAGCCAAAAGUAAUGCAAUUAGAAAUACCAGGCCCAAAAGGUCGACGAUUGGACAGAAGAUUUUCCUGUAAUAUUCACAAUGAUCAUAUUUUGAUUUGGUGGAUGACAGCAAGUGAUGAAGCUUGGCCCUGGAGUCCAAUGUUCACAGACAAGGAGAGAGCCAAUACAGUUGUUCUUCAUGCCAAUGGACCUUCAGUUGAUGUGUUGUGUUUCACUAGAACAGAGAAUGAUCCACUUUACAUGACUUUUAGUCAGCUACAAUCCCAGCGAAUCUUAGCCAUUGAAGAAUCAAAAGGAUCUAGAGGGGAAACCAUUUGUUUUACUUGUAAAUAUGAUAUCAUUAGAGGCAAGAUACAGAGAACUUCUAUGACAGCUAUUCCUUUAAAAAGUCCUAUUGUUUGUCAGUGUAUAAGUCCAGGAGAAGAUAAAGUUAUAUUAGGGUGUUCUGAUGGUUCAAUAGUGAUGCACGAUGACCAAAAGAAACUAACACAAAUUACAAGAUGUUCAGUGAAACCAGCUUGUAUCUGUUGGCAUCCCAAUGGUACAGUGAUUUUGGUGGGAAGCAGUCGUGGCGACAUACAAAUAUUUGAUAUCGCCUUAUCUUGUCUGAAAAUUCAACUGGUUGAAGAAGAAAUAAAUCCUGAAAAAUACCUUCGUGUCAGCCGCUUCUUUCGCUUUCCACCACUAUUAAAUCUAAUGGAAUGGUGUCCUUAUGAUCCUAUUUCUACUGACACAUCUGACUAUGUGGAUUCUUUAUUUCUCUCCUUUGAUAAAGGACCACCAGUAUUGCUGCAGUUUCAUCUUGGAAUUCUCAGUCACGAAAGAUAUUCCCCCUCAGAGCUGGUUAAAGAGUACAUUAAACACCGACAGUUAGAUGAAGCUAUUAGUUUACUGACUUGUUUAAAUUGGGAUGUAGAGGGACAGACAUGUUAUUAUUGUUUAUCUACCAUUGUGAAUCAUCUCUUACGUCAACCAUUAAAUGCUGAGAGAGAAGCACAACUAGAAGCCACAUUGGCUACAUUCUAUGCUCCUAAACCUGCCAUUUCUGAAUCAAUUAUCUUUGAAUUUCGUGAUCCAAUAAGUCGUCUGGCAAGGAGAUUUUUUCAUCAUUUGUUAAGAUAUGCACGCUUUGAUAAAGCUUUCCUUCUAGCAGUAGAUAUUGGUGCUAAAGACUUAUUUAUGGACAUAUAUUACAUGGCUUUAGAUAAGGGAGAGACAGCGCUAGCUGAUGUAGCUAAGAAAAAGGCUCAGCAGUAUGUUGGAUUCAUUUCCACACUCGACUGGUCCUCAAAUCAAUCUUUGGAUCUUUUGCCUUCAAUUCUCUCUCAACAUCUCUAA
Messenger RNA from Lottia gigantea (owl limpet), 1872 nucleotides. RefSeq lists its product as hypothetical. The coding region runs from base 1 to 1872 and encodes 623 amino acids. Gene Ontology annotation, cellular component: axonemal basal plate. The transcript has 3 exons. NCBI's taxonomy places the organism in Eukaryota, Metazoa, Mollusca, Gastropoda, Lottiidae. Gene Ontology annotation, biological process: cilium organization; establishment of protein localization; nervous system development. The record is from RefSeq and is a predicted model, not a curated record. Gene Ontology annotation, molecular function: protein binding.